GUUAGAACCAGUCAGCUGCUUGUGUUGCACUGCUGAUUCAGAGGGAGACUGAGCCAUACAGCUGAGCUACUUGAUCCUUCUGCAAACCAGGAAGUCGGCCCAGGUGUGGGACCAGUGGGAAACAAGAAGCACUGCUUCUUCUUUUUUUUUUUUAGACGACCUCAAUAAAACUGCCAGCAUGUUGGAUCAUGGAGGAAGUGCGUUGAUGGCAGGUCAGGUUCUGUCAGCCUCCUUCAAAUUCAGCCCCAACACUGAAGGUUGCAUGAUAUUUGAUGCUAAACCACAAGCAUCCCUGCAGCAUCUGCACAGGACGACCACUGUAAAGGAGCUGCUAAUGAUGAGACGGCAGCAAUGGAACUCGGAGCAGAAAUGGAACUCGGAGCAGAAAUGGAACUCAGAGCCUAAAUUAAAGUCUCCCAAAUACGAACCCAUCGGCGCAGACAUGAGUCCUCAAAUGGCGACCUCUCCGACAUCUCUCCACCUGAACCCUGCCGCCUGCUUCGUCCCAGCCCUCCCGGAGAAUGCCGUCAUGGGGCUGCAGGAAACGCCGCAGCCUGUGCAGCCUCCCGCUCAGGAGCACGACGUCCCGGCCUCUGGAGGGAAGAUGACUCUGUUUCACUGGCAGAUACAACAAGAAGCCAAGAAGGCUGAAGGUCUGUCUCCAGAGCAGCUCUGCAUGCAGGACUCGGAUGGUGACACAUUUCUUCACAUAGCGGUGGCUCAAGGCAGGCGAGCCCUCUCUUACGUCCUCGCUGCGAAAAUGGCUCGGUUCGGCUCCCUGGACGUGAAAGAACACAACGGGCAGGUACGGCCGCCGUCACGACCUCGUCUGUUCAGGUUCAUGUCAAACGAAGCAGGACUGAUGUUGUGUUUUCAGACGGCUCUCCAGAUCGCGGUGGCCACCAAUCAGCACCUGAUCAUUUCUGACCUUCUAAGUCACGGAGCGCAGAUCAACGUCAGGGACCUGUGGGGGCGCUCUCCUCUGCAUGUGUGUGCAGAGAAAGGCCACUACCUCAGCCUCCAGAGCAUCUGCAAAACCCUGGCAGGGCGCGGCCCAUCGGUCGAUGUUGAAAUGUUCAACUAUGACGGUUUGACUCCGCUUCACGCUGCGGUUCUGGCUCACAACGCCGUCGUCAAGGAAGUGAGGCACCUGGAAAACCCUUGUCCAUUCAUGAUCUCAGAACUGGCCCUGAGGAGGCGGAGGUAUGUGGAGUGUGUCAGGGCUUUGAUGCACAUGGGCGCCUCCUACGGGACAAAAGAUCUGAAAAGUGGAAGGACUUGCCUUCACAUGGCUGCCGAGGAGGCGAAUAUUGAGCUGCUCCACCUUUUUCUUGAACAGCCAAUGUCUCUCGCUGCUGUAAACGUGAAGACGUUCAGCGGAAACUCGGCCCUGCACAUCGUCAGCUCGCUGCAAAAUUACAGAAACCAGGUGGAGGCCGUGAAGCUGCUGAUGAGGAAGGGCGCCGAUCCCGGGAUGAGGAAUUUCGAGAACGAGCUGCCAUGUCAGCUGGUGCCUGAAGGAUCCGUCGGUGAAAAGGUGCGGCAGAUCCUCAAAGGGAAGUACGGUCAAGUUUAAGUAAAACUCCAGAACACUGUCAGUCAGACAGUCAGCUUUAUGUAUUGGAAAUUUGCCCAGAAAAGGCAGAUGAUUGUUGUUUCAGUGAAACACUCCCAUGCGUUCGUUACUAUGUAAUGUGUAUAUAUUUUUUUGGAGGGGUCUGUCCUAUGAAGUGGGUGAGCUAAAGUUCAUCAAUGGGUGUCUGAAUGUUGGCUCCAUUUAUGGCGGUGAAACUUCUGCUGGAAAUCAAAAGCAUAUUCAGCUCUUAGCUACAGAUUCAUUUUAUUAGGAAAAAUAAGGGAAUAAAGUCAUAUUAGAAGAAUUAAGCAAUUUUGAGAACUCUUCCAUGAAAAAUCAAGAAACAUUCCUGUUGAGCUAUUGAAGUUAUCCUUUUGAAUUGGUUUUACAAAUAAGGAAACAUCAAAUGGUUGGUAGAAUCAAUUGUUUCCCUUUCAGAGAAAGAACUAAAGGCUUUCUCUGAAACUGAUAAUUAAGCUUUUUUCCUAUAUAUAUAUAUAUCCCUAACUAUAUGACUUAAUUUAGAAUAGAAAAAUAAAUCUUAAGUUUGGCCCUAGGAUUAGUGUAGGAUUUUGGUGGUUGGGAGUUUAAUGUGAUUUUUGUGAUAUUGGUGGAGGAUUCAUUUCAUUAUAAACUUUAGAAUAUUACCUGUACUUAACAUUUAUGGUUUUUGGUCAAAUAUGAAUCAAGUCACUGGAUGUGGGAAAUAUGGUGGGUUUUAUUUUGCAGUUAAUAAGUAUUGAUUUUGUAUGGCUGUGAGGUGAUGUAAAAUGCAAAUAAAUUCUUUGUAAACUGUUAAA
Molecule: messenger RNA, 2376 nt
Organism: Poeciliopsis prolifica (blackstripe livebearer)
Lineage: Eukaryota; Metazoa; Chordata; Actinopteri; Cyprinodontiformes; Poeciliidae
Gene: nfkbiz
Product: nuclear factor of kappa light polypeptide gene enhancer in B-cells inhibitor, zeta
Exons: 11
Coding region: 179-1576 (465 amino acids)
Biological process (GO): regulation of gene expression
Cellular component (GO): nucleus
Molecular function (GO): protein binding
Source: RefSeq, a predicted model, not a curated record